AUGGCCGAUCUACGCGCCCUUGGUAAGAGUGAACGGCGUGUGUUGAAUACGUUGGAAGGAUUGGAGAAUUUCGCGCGAGGGUACGAUCCUAUCCAGGACGAAUCUCAAGUAGCAGUGCGCCUGGAAUCCCUAGAAGGAAUUUGCAAGGAGUUCUACGCGAUUCGGGAACGGAUUGAGCUGCUAACAGAUGAAACCGCUGAAGAUGAAGAUGACAAGGAUGUACGAGCGCGCGAAAAGGCCAACCUGGCGGCGCUUACCGAAUUCGAGGAGCGGUAUUUUCGCUUGAAGGCCAGUCUCACAUCGAAGCGAGCUCCCCCACCACCAAUCGCGACGACAUCCGGAAUCGGUCAACCUGGUGACCGGUUGGAAUCUUCUUUUUCAAAGGUGAAGCUGCCAGAGAUUCGCCUUCCGUCGUUUGGUGGGAGGAUUAAGGAGUGGGUCCCGUUCCGAGACAGCUUUUGCAGCAUGAUCCAUGAGAACAAGCAACUCAACGACAUGGACAGGUUCAGCUAUUUGAAGUCGGCUCUUUCUGGAGAAGCGUUGCAAGAGAUCGAGUCUGUGGAGCUUUCAGCUGCAAACUACAGCGUGGCGUGGAAGGCGCUGGAAUCCCGCUACGAGAACAAAAAACUCAUAGUGAAGGCCCACCUCGAUGCUCUGUUUGCCGUGGAAGGCAUGAAGCGCGAAAGUUACGACGGCUUGAGCAACCUCAUCAGCGGGUUCGAGAAAAACCUCCAGAUGCUGCAGAAGAUUGGAGAAGACACCGCUGCGUGGAGCAUUCAUGCUGAACGAACUUCAUUUCAUGCAACAUCUGACCACCACCGAAACUAUACAGACCUCGAAUGA
This is a messenger RNA of Aedes albopictus (Asian tiger mosquito), 843 nucleotides long. RefSeq lists its product as uncharacterized. Lineage: Eukaryota; Metazoa; Arthropoda; Insecta; Diptera; Culicidae. The coding region runs from base 1 to 843 and encodes 280 amino acids. The record is from RefSeq and is a predicted model, not a curated record. The transcript has a single exon.